AUGCAAUUGCAAGAGAAUAAUUUGGCGAUAGGCCCCCGAAUGCCCCUUCCCUUCUUGUGCUGGAAAUCUGGCACGCGAUCGCGCGAAGGCGUUCAGGGAUUGAGUGCCAAGACUUCACGACUUCGAGCUCUUCGCCGUCCUGACUUCAGCUCCCAAGCUCUGCUGCGUCAUGACCAAAAUUCCCGUCGAAGGAGAAUGAUACGGCGCGAACACUCACGCAACAAUAUGGCCACCAGUCUACCCAACACCAUUUCAACCUCUGCUGAUAAGACAGCGGAUCUGACCAAGGCCAACGCUAACUAUCAAUACGUGCGAGCGGUGAUAGAAGGAGCAUUCAUCAUGCAAUUUCAAUAUGUCCGAAUUCAUUGGCCAAACUCUUGCUUCUUAGCAGAAUCUGCAACACCGCAGCACGAAUUGGGACUACGAUUAGAAGACCCACCAUAUUCUUAUCUUCACACUUUCGCACUGCUAAACUCGCUGUCAGAGAUCGUCAGGUCGAGUGCCACGUUCGCGGGCGCGGGCGCGCGAAAGUGCUACCCUGGGAGCAGACAAGAAGUGCUGCGUCUCCUCGAACCUGGAACUGCCGCAUGCGACGGUUGCAUAGCCUUGCAGCGGUACGUGGGUUGUUCCAUCAGGAAAAGCGUUACUCCUCGUGCUACCAUAUCCUCCAGCCUCGUACUGCUUCUCCACAGCCUGAUUGAGGACUUGAACGCGAAGACUGGCUCAUCUCCACCUUCACCUGCUCGAAGCCGCUGGGGCAGAGUUGACGAAACGAGACUAGUAGCGUCCUCAGAUUCACUCAUUAAUCGCAUAUCGACCGCUCCUCCUGCGCUCCAGGACCCGCCUGCCUUCUGCCGCGUCCAAUACGAUACUUUCCGAAGUCCUCACGACCCGUCAACUUUUUCUCUCAUAUAUUCUUCUCGCACUCUGAGAAUAACUUUCCAACCGCCCAUUUCAUGCUUCAACAUCGCUAGCAAUACAUUCGCCCGGGAUAUCUCAAGCCAUUGCUUAAUCUGCAAUUUCGGGAUCAACAGAAUCGCUUCAACACAGAAGAUGGACCUGCACUUUGCCCACAGGUCGCGAUCAGGUUUCGCACACGAUCUCUCAAAAACCUCGCACAAUUACAGAUCGGGGACAGCAAUAACCAUGGAGCGCGAAUACAUCGAGCCCAAUUGGAAGGAUGCUGAACGGGUGGACCGCCUGUUUAAUCAAGUAAUAGACGCCAAGCAACCUUUGAACAAGCUCCGCAACGCAGCACCUUUCAAGGAUAUUCAGACUAACAUUGACGCGGCGGCUCGGGCACGCCGGGAGGCCAGGCUGGCACAAGACGAUCCGAAGCAGGCCAGAAUGGGACAAAUGCUUCAAGCUCAGGCCCUCAAAGAUGGACCACUACCCGAGGACGAGCAAACACGCACACUUCAACAUCUUUCUCCUGAGGCUAAGACGGAUUAUCGUGUCGCCCAGAGGAGAGAUGCGGUGCUGGACAUGAAUUCCGCUUACGCAGAUAUCCCGAACGAGAGCCUCAGCAAAUCGACGAAACGCAUCGACAAUGAUGUAGCACUGUCAAUGAUCCUUCACCCUCGACAUAGAGAAUCUCAACCUGGCGAGGCGCACGACAUUCCGCGUGAGGCGCUCGCAUGGACUUCAGAUGCAGUGGGUCCACGCUUGGUUGGUCGUCCUGAAUCCCUUCAAGCUUUGUUCCAAGAUGACAGUCUCGUGGAUUCUCGUUUACAGCUUCGGUCGACAGGAGCUAUAGAGGAGCCACGUUCGCCAACCUCGACUUACACCCGCCCGCAACAUCGCACGCCUUCGAGGAGAAGAUUCUUGGGAAGGCGUACUGACACCGAUGAUAAUGCCUUUGGGCUGUCGAAAGGAUAUGAGCUGCCAGAACUGAUAGAAGAUAAAUUCUUGCGUUUGCCAGCUUCAGUGAAGAACAGAAAUGGUCUUCCUAAUCCUUGCGGUCCUAAAGAGCAGCAACAUCUUGCCCGGUGGGAGGCUUUGAGAGCAGCAUCAACGAAGGUGGAUACCUUGGACCAGAACAUAACACUGUCGAACGUACGCGGCGCGCAAGACGAUACUAGCGAUCCUAGUCCGUCGGAGCCCGUCACGCACUCGGGUGGCAGCGUGACUUUGUCCUUUAGUAGCCUGACACUCGAUACCGAACAGUCUGCAACUCUUAAUGCGGACCAUCUUGGCACUCACAAGCGACUGGUACCGGAACACGCGAUGAAUGACGAUGUCAACAAAGAAUCAUCAGUCCGUGACUCCCAAACGAGUCGUCGAAGCGCUCGCGCUACUCAGCCUUCGAUAAAAUUGAGGGCCGAGCUUCAGGAACAGCACGGCAGAGCUACUCCGAAGCAAAGUCUUUCCAGCUCACAUCCAGGAUUCCAGUGCUCGAUCUGCGGAAAUAAAUACGCAGACAAGAACGGUCUACGCCGCCAUAACAGGAAUAUUCACCCCGGACAAUCGCAAAGCAGUCUCGAAAGCUUCACAUUGCCAACCACAACAAAUGACAGAGUGGUCUGUAAAUUCUGUGGAAGUGACUUCUCGAGUAACAGCACGUUGAACCGACAUCAAAGAAGUCAACACCCGGAUCGUGAGGAUGAAUUCGAGCAUGGAAGGACGACAGCAUCGACGACUCCGUUCGAUCCUGAUCUUUCGCGGCAUCGUGAACGCUCUACUACGCUUUCGGACCCGAAGGAUUCUCCGACUAUGGGGUUCAAGUUACCAGAUGAUGACGCUGCUCAGAUGGAGGAGGCUGCAAGAAUAUUGUUGGCGAUGCAGUUCGAUACCAACUUUCCGCCGAAUCUUACAGCUUCAGAGAACAGAUCGCCGGAUCCAGCACGUAAUGCUCCCACCGUGACGAAGCCUCGAAAACGUCCUGCCUCGGGUCCUGGCGGCGUCGAGAACGAGGAACAGAAAUCGAUCGAUGGUGUUGCGGAGAGAAAAAGAAAGCAAAGACGUCGAUUGCCAAGAGGAAUGACCUCGGCGUUACGGCAUGAGAAAGAGGAGAGUGUAUCGACACAUGACAAUCCUCCGGUGACAGAGACGGAGAAAGCGAUCGUUAAUCCACAGAAGAAUUCUGUUGGAAAAGAGACUCCGAGCAAGAGCAAGAGCAAGAUCGAGGAAAGGAAAGAAAGACGUCGGCGUCUGAACGAAAUGACUCGAACGCCACGGUCGUUCGGAUGGGGGGAGGAUGGAUUUAUUACUAGUGGUGCUGAAAUAUUCCCUGCCUGCCCUGCUCUUUUCUUGACUUCUGGUAUCAUUCUAUUGAGAUGGAUGGAAUUCAAAACUUCACAAAAAUUAUGGAUAAUACGCCCUGUUUGCGAUGUGGAAGGCAAGGCAACCGGGAAGGCAAGGCAACCGGGAAGGCAAGGCAAGAAUUGUCAAAUUUUAACUGGUGGUGAAGAGGGCUGUGAGGAGAAUGAGGAGAGUGUUGGGUGGUUCUUCAUUUUCUGGUUUCAUUAUCAUCCUCCUUCUCCUCGUUCAUUGAAAAGCCAGUUCUGACCAUUACGCAACUUGCUACCGACUAGUUCUACACCUCGGCGUGCCUGAAUUCAUGCUCCAGCCGAAAGAAAGACACUGCUUCUGCCACCCCAGACUUGCUGCUCGGUAUGGCAGCAUUCCACCUACUUCCGCGCAUCUCGGCGCUAUGCUGUUCGCGCUGAUUCCAAGAGGGGUAUCUCGUCGUAGGAAUCCAAGAUUUGCCUUCGCGUCGAACGAGUGGUGGUCCUCGAUGGGUGCUGAGUGCAGCCAGUGAACAUCUAUGAGAUCUCCAUGGCCAGCCCUGGCCCUCAAACCUUGCUCAUGUCAACGUAAUAUGCAUGUGAUCGUUUGAGCCAAAGCCUUUGCUACAGCUUGGGCACUUUCGAUUGCGAUUAGAAAUGAGCUCCUUGAUGCAUCCGUCGCAGAAUACGUGGCCGCAAAGCUUGAGGACUGUGUUGCGCAGGUUGUUGUUGCAGACAGGACAAAUCGCGACUCUUCGCCAGUCGUCUGCGCUCGUCUGCGAAAUGGCAGUCUUGCUUUUCUUAAGAGUGUCGUACUGCUUCUUCGAGUCCUCCAGCUUCGUCUUGCAACGUGCAAGAUCCUCUUCGGCUUGUCGCUUCGCCUUUGCCGUGGCCAAGUUGUCCUUGUCCUUGGUGCUGAUCAGUGAUUUGAGCUCCUCGACGGACUUCUUAAGUCCUUCGGCGG
Molecule: messenger RNA, 4191 nt
Organism: Pseudocercospora fijiensis CIRAD86
Lineage: Eukaryota; Fungi; Ascomycota; Dothideomycetes; Mycosphaerellales; Mycosphaerellaceae
Exons: 14
Coding region: 1-3507 (1168 amino acids)
Source: RefSeq, a predicted model, not a curated record